CGUGCGCGGUGGCAACGAUACGGUCGCAUAUUCGGAUGCGUUUUGUUUAAAUAGUUUUAAAGCCCAUUUUCAGUGGUUUUCUCGGAAGCAAUCAUUAUUUAAAUAAGUUCAUUAUGAAGUUUGCUUACAAGUUCAACAACCUGCUGGGGUCGGUGUACAGAAAAGGCAAUCUUCUUUUCACCCCGGAUGGAAACUCCGUCAUCAGUCCGGUGGGGAACCGUAUCACGAUCUUCGAUUUGAAAAACAAUAAAUCCACAACCCUUUCGCUGGAGAGCGAAUACAACUACACGGCACUAGAUUUGUCCCCGAAUGGGUGUAUUCUGGUGGCCGUUAACGAAUCCGGGGAAGCUCAGAUGAUCAGUAUGAUCUCGCACACCGUCAUCCAUCGGUACAAAUUCAAGGGUGAGGUCCGGUGGCUUCGGUUCAGUCCAGAUGGGAAAUUUUUUGGUGCCUGUGUCAACAAUGCGGUGCUGAUUUUCCGAGCUCCCGGGGAACUCAGUGGCACUUACAAUGGGUUCGUUAUUCAGCGAGCGUUCGAGAUUGCCUACGAUGAGACAACGUUCAUCGAUUGGGCAUGUAAUUCGAAGAUUUUGGCGGUGGGGUCCAAGGAUAAUUCGGUCCGCGUUCAGGGUGUGGAGUUCCUGAACAACUUUAGGCCAUUUAUUCUCGGGGGGCAUCGGGAUACUAUUGUGGGGUGCUUUUUUGAGGAGAAAAAUCUGGAUUGCAAUACGAUCAGCAGAGAUGGACAGCUGAUGCUGUGGGAGUGCAGCACCGAUGUUGAUGACAUUUCUACCGGGUAUAAAAAGUCGGGGAAGGAAGUUGAUCCGCAGGCUAAGAAGAGGCGAGAAAAUGACGAUGAAGAGCAGGAAGACGAUGUUGAGCUGGAUAAGGAUUUUGAAAAGUCGGGUCGCCCGCAGGACGAAGUGAUUGAGCAUGUUCAAGGUAACUUCAACAAAGAUGAAGCCCGCGACAGCCAGGGUGCCUUGGUGGUUAAGAAACCGAAAAAAGAUUUCUUCUACAAACGUCUAGCUCGACACUAUCUGGCUGAUGAAGCGCGCAAAGAAAAUCCAAGGGCCGUGGUAACAUCUGCAGCCUAUCAUAAACAGCUACGAAUUCUUAUAACGGCCUUUUCGACCGGAGUUUUCUAUCUACAUGAACUGCCAGAUGUCAGUAUGAUCCAUUCGUUGAGCAUUUCCGAAUCACGGAUUGAUUCAGUGGUUUUUAACAACACCGGCGAUUGGAUUUCGCUAGGUGUAUCGGAUCUAGGUCAACUGUUGGUCUGGGAGUGGCAGAGUGAGCAGUAUAUUAUGAAGCAACAAGGCCACUCGACUGGGCUAAACUGCGUAACUUAUUCGCCGGAUGGACAACUGUUGGCAACCGGUGGCCUCGACGGAAAAGUCAAACUCUGGAAUAUCUCCAACGGUUUUUGUUUUGUCACGUUCAGUGAACAUUCAAGUUCUGUGAUGGCGAUCGAGUUUAGCGGCAACAAAAAGUUCUUUGCGAGUGCUUCUCUCGAUGGGACUGUGCGAGCUUAUGACAUUGUUCGGUACCGGAAUUUUAGGACGUUCACUUCGCCGGAACCUGUGCAGUUCUCGUCGGUGGCAGUGGAUCAAUCCGGUGAAUUGGUUGCAGCUGGAGGGCAGGAUGUUUUCGAAAUUUACCUAUGGUCCAUGAAGCUCGGUAACUUGUUGGAAAUUCUGAGCGGACACGAAGGACCCGUUGUAACGUUGGCAUUUUCACCGGUCGCUUCCUCAUCGGCCAUGGUAUCCGGAUCCUGGGACAAAACCAUUCGAAUUUGGGACUGUUUGGAGACUUCUGGAGCUCAUGAAGCGAUAGAUGCCUGUUCAGAUGUAGUUUGUGUGGCUUUCAAACCGAAUGGCGAAGAAGUCGCCGUUUCUACUCUGAACGGUCAAAUAACGGUGUUCCAUGUAAAAACAACCCAACAACUUUCGAAUAUCGAGGGAAGGAAAGAUAUGGGCGGUAGCGUGUCGGAAGUUGAAAUGAGUACUGCAGAAAAAAGUUUACAGGGAAAGUGUUUCACCUCAAUUUGCUACUCAGCCGACGGAGAAUGCAUUUUGGCAGGAGGUCGUUCCAAAUACGUUUGCAUCUACAAUGUAAGGGAAGCAAUGCUGUUGAAAAAGUUCCAAAUUACUCAGAAUCGUAGCCUUGAUGGUAUGGAUGAGUACAUCAAUCGAAAAAAUCUUACCGAAUUCGGUAAUAUGGCUCUGGUGGAAGAUCGUGAACAACUGGAAGGUGGUCGCGUUGCCAUCAAACUUCCGGGUGUUAAGAAAGGCGAUUUGGCUGCUCGUAAUCAAAAGCCAGAAGUAAGUGUCUUUGCCGUAAGGUUUUCUCCAAGUGGUCAAUCUUGGGCAGCUGCGUCCACCGAAGGUCUGCUAAUGUACUCGCUAAACAAAGGUAUCGUGUUUGAUCCUUAUCAACUGUCUGUGGAAAUUACCCCUAAAGCUACUAGAGAACUUCUGAAAAAGCAGGAUUACUCCGGUGCUUUGAUCAUGGCGUUAAAGCUAAACGAAACCAAUUUGAUCCAUGAAGUCAUCGAGAAGGUUCCCUAUGUUGAUGUUGAGCUCCUAGUUCAAUCGCUGCCGGACGAAUUCGCCCACCGGACCCUCAAGUUUGUGGCUAAAAUUCUCGCUUCCAGCCCGCACGUGGAGUUCUACCUGAAGUGGUCCAAUCUACUUCUUACUCGGUUAGGUCAACUGGACAACGUGUUGACGCAGCAAACGCUAGUGGUGCUGCACCAGAAUCUGAACAGGAAGUACGAGAUGUUGAACCGAAUAUGCGAUUUCAACAAAUACACGAUUCAGCUACUCAAAGGCAUGAGCAUUCGGAGGGAGCAGGAAGAAUCGGAUCGGAAAGCCGCCGAAAAGGCCGGCGACAGUGAGGAAGUGAGUGAUAGUGAACUUAUGUUGAUGGGAGCAUAUAGUGGACAAAAUAGAGCGGACAAGGAAUCGACGGACGAAAGCAGUGAUCAAGAUGGUUCCGAAGAAUAAAUUAUGAGUACUAGAUUUUUCUCAGUGGAUGAUCCGAAACAAA
Messenger RNA from Uranotaenia lowii, 3051 nucleotides. RefSeq names its product periodic tryptophan protein 2 homolog. The record is from RefSeq and is a predicted model, not a curated record. NCBI's taxonomy places the organism in Eukaryota, Metazoa, Arthropoda, Insecta, Diptera, Culicidae. Gene Ontology annotation, biological process: maturation of SSU-rRNA from tricistronic rRNA transcript (SSU-rRNA, 5.8S rRNA, LSU-rRNA); ribosomal small subunit assembly. The coding region runs from base 114 to 3008 and encodes 964 amino acids. Gene Ontology annotation, molecular function: protein binding. The transcript has 7 exons. Gene Ontology annotation, cellular component: small-subunit processome; Pwp2p-containing subcomplex of 90S preribosome.